CUUCUCUCCUAAACAUCUCCUGUUAACGUGUGCCAGUUUAACUUCUGAACGUUUUAUUCACAAUGUGUCAUUUGUGCUCCUAAAUUAAAAUGAACAAUGUGUUUGUUCAGUGAUGAGCAGCUUUCUGAAGGGGAAAUACACGCAUUGGCUUUGUAAUUUACAUAUUCGGUGGUUUAAACUGUAUUGAUCCUUUAUUUUUUGUGCAUAAUGAACAUGUUUUGAGCCUUUCAACAUUCAAAGUAUGAACUUAAAUGUUCCUUUAACAAGCUGUUGUCCCUACUGUGCUCUAAAUACAUUCAUCAAGUAAAACAUAAGUCAGCUGGAAAUCCCCUGAGGGCCCAGCAGUGAGUCAAAUUAAUUCAUACCAGCUCAGUGAAACUAAACUACUAACUUAUUCAAAUCUGAACACACAUGACACACAUAUUUUUAGAGUCAGUGUGAUUUGCUCUUCUCGGGGAUGUCUUUAUCUCCGAUGUACAUUAUUAAUGCCCAUAAAUCAUAAACAUAAUGUCCCUUAUGACUCCAGAACCUCCCUAAGAAUGAUCGCGUUUAUACGUUUUUUUUCAGUAUAAAAGUAAUCCAGUGCUGGUUAUUUGUACACUCGUGGGUGCAUUGCAAACAUGCACGACUAAUACCUAAUUCGGCAUACUUUGAAUGGUGCCAAUAUGCCAAAAUGUAAACAAAUAAAGGCUAGAAAAUACUCAAGUUGUAGCCCACAGUUAGUCGUACUUCCUGUUUACAUCCGUAAAAGCUCAAAAUGUGAGCAUGAUGUCCCAAAUCAACAAAGAACAAUGAUAAGAGUUCUAUUGUAAUAUUAUGUGAGCCAUAGUAAUAUUUUGACAUUAGGCUUUAAGGCUCAUAAUGUCCCAUUGUUCUCAUAUAUCAACCCCCUCAGAUCAUAAUGAUAGCUAUAUUAUGACGUUGGGAUACAGUGGUAAUUUAAAUCAUAGUUAGUAACCAUAGUGCCUGACCUUUUACCCCACGUUAUAGGAGAAUCAAAAUGAGCAUUCGGGGACAGGAACAGGUGGAGAAGAAGUACAACCCACAUGACACCACCCUGAAGUUUGUCAACAGGAAGGACGACUUGGAUCCAAUGUGUGACGAUGACGACGACUGUCUCAGGGCAGAGAUGUCCUGCGGCCACGCGGUCACUCCUGAAUCUCUAACAAAUUGGUGUCGCAGCCAGCUGGACGAGGGUAUUUACAAAUUCAAAUGCCCUGCACUGGUGGAGGAUUACAAACUGUGCAAUGAACUGUGGUCGUACCAAGAGGUGCGCAGGCUGGCCGAUUUGUCCUCUGAGGAAAUGCAGCACUUUGAAGAUACUAUGGCUCGCCUGGCUGCUGCAGAAUACUGUGAUAUUCAGACAUGCCCGCGGUGUAAAACGAGUGUGGAGAGGAAGGAUCUCUCCAACCUGUGCGUCCGCUGCACCGUGUGCACAGCCGAUCGGAAGAAGGCCUCUGACUUCUGCUGGCAGUGUCAGGGGAAGUGGAAAGGUCCAGGCCCUCGAUCCGACCGCUGCGACAACCACGGCUGCAUCAACAGGGACCUGCAGCUCCUGCAGACGUGCAAGACCAUCGAUCUGCCCGCGGUGAAGGGGGUCACCAGCUGCCCCUCUGUCCGAGUCUGUCCUACAUGCGGCAUGAAGGUGGAGCACAGCCAGCAGAACUGCAAAAAUAUCAACUGCCCUCGCUGCCACGUUGAGUUUUGUUUCGUCUGCCUGAAACUAAAGCGAAAAUGUAGUAAGACCAGUUCACCAUACCAAAUCUGUCCUCGUGGUGUGGCUCCUAGGCAGACCUCUAUCCCGGUGUGGAAGAGGAAAUGACAAACAAACAGAUGCACAAUGAACAAUUUAAUAGAUUUUAGUUUAAAUGUAUCAAUAGUACAUUACUCUGUAAAUAUUAGUUGAUAUACACAAAAUGUGACAAAUACGCUAUAACUCCAAAAGUUCUUGUGGAAGAACUCUGCCUCCUUCUGGAUGGACUUUAACUUUAACUUUAACAUUACAAGAAAGUGUUUUAUUGUCCUGUGAACGCCAAUCACCAUUAAGCUACUGAAAAUGUUGCUAACAGAUUAUAUACUGUAUAUACAAAGUUACAUUUCUUGAAAGGACUUCACUUAGAUUUCAGAAUGUAUUUAGAAACCUGAUCAUUACUCAAUAAAAUCAUUCCAAUUCA
This is a messenger RNA of Anarrhichthys ocellatus (wolf-eel), 2174 nucleotides long. RefSeq lists its product as uncharacterized. Bases 1001 to 1822 code for a protein of 273 amino acids. Lineage: Eukaryota; Metazoa; Chordata; Actinopteri; Perciformes; Anarhichadidae. The transcript has 3 exons. The record is from RefSeq and is a predicted model, not a curated record.